UGUCAUUCACAUGGAAGCAUUAUAGUUCUUCGGAGCCAUUAUGAUCUCAAAAGGAAAGGAGAAUGAUACAGAUACACUGGCUGAGGUGUUUUGAGGUGCAUCGAAGUGUUCCAAGCUGUGGCUUACCUUAACAUGUCCUUGAAGUACCAUGGCGUGGAUUAAAAGGAAAUUUGGUGAGCGGCCUCAACCUAAGCGACUCACUAGGGAAGCGAUGCGGAAUUAUUUAAAGGAGAGAGGGGAUCAAACAGUACUUAUUCUUCAUGCAAAAGUUGCACAGAAGUCAUAUGGAAAUGAAAAAAGGUUUUUUUGCCCUCCUCCUUGUGUGUACCUUAUGGGCAGUGGAUGGAAGAAAAAAAAAGAACAAAUGGAACGCGAUGGUUGUUCGGAACAAGAGUCUCAGCCGUGUGCAUUUAUUGGAAUAGGAAAUAGUGACCAAGAAAUGCAGCAGCUGAACUUGGAAGGAAAGAACUAUUGCACAGCCAAAACAUUGUACAUAUCUGAUUCCGACAAGAGAAAGCACUUCAUGUUAUCUGUGAAGAUGUUCUAUGGCAAUAGUGAUGACAUUGGUGUGUUCCUCAGCAAGCGGAUAAAAGUUAUCUCCAAACCUUCCAAAAAGAAACAGUCCUUGAAAAAUGCUGACUUGUGCAUUGCAUCUGGAACGAAGGUGGCUCUGUUUAAUCGACUUCGCUCCCAGACCGUUAGUACCAGAUACUUGCAUGUGGAAGGAGGUAAUUUUCAUGCCAGCUCACAGCAGUGGGGAGCCUUCUACAUUCAUCUCUUGGAUGACGAUGAAUCCGAAGGAGAAGAAUUUACGGUCCGAGAUGGCUACAUCCACUAUGGACAGACAGUCAAGCUUGUGUGCUCAGUUACUGGCAUGGCGCUCCCACGAUUGAUCAUUAGGAAAGUCGACAAGCAGACUGCCUUACUGGAUGCAGAUGACCCCGUCUCGCAGCUCCAUAAAUGCGCAUUUUACCUUAAGGACACAGAAAGAAUGUACUUGUGCCUUUCUCAAGAGAGAAUCAUCCAGUUUCAGGCCACUCCUUGCCCAAAAGAACCAAAUAAAGAGAUGAUAAAUGAUGGCGCCUCGUGGACAAUCAUCAGCACAGAUAAGGCAGAGUACACGUUUUAUGAGGGAAUGGGCCCUGUCCUUGCCCCAGUCACUCCCGUGCCUGUCGUGGAAAGCCUUCAGUUGAAUGGUGGCGGGGACGUCGCGAUGCUUGAACUAACAGGACAGAAUUUCACUCCAAAUUUACGAGUGUGGUUUGGGGAUGUCGAAGCGGAAACUAUGUACAGAUGUGGUGAGAGCAUGCUGUGCGUUGUCCCAGACAUUUCUGCAUUCCGAGAAGGUUGGAGAUGGGUCCGGCAGCCAGUCCAAGUUCCAGUAACUUUGGUCCGUAAUGACGGAAUCAUUUAUUCCACCAGCCUUACUUUUACCUACACCCCCGAACCAGGGCCCCGGCCGCACUGUAGUGCCGCAGGGGCCAUCCUUCGAGCCAGCUCAAGCCAAGUGCCCCCCAGUGAGUCCAGCACAAACAGCGAGGGAGCUUACACAAGCGGCAGUACAAAUGCGACCAGCGUCACAUCGUCCACAGCAACAGUGGUGUCCUAACUACCGUCUUGGCCAGGACUCAAACUGACUAGAGUGCUGCAAAAAGGUGACAGACAACAUAAAACAGGAAGGAAAGGAAAGGAAAGACAAAAAAGAGAAAAACGAACAUUCUUUUGUGGUUUCUUGGGAAAACUUUCCUGUCAGUCAGGUGAUACGAUUCUGAAACUCCUGCCACUGCAAAAGCUGACUCGCAAUGCUGAAGCCGCCGUCAAACGAAGCAAGCUGCCAAGUGUAAGAACCCUGUUGGAAAUCGGUUCUUUCAGCGGUGUUUUUUAUCUGUUUGGUCAGUUGUUUUUUGUUUGGUUUUGUUUAAAUGGGCAAGAAAUAAAAAUAUGGCCGGACUGAGAGUUAAGCAAACUAACAUAGUUUUUAUGGACCAAGGACCUUGUAUAAGCUUUAGCAAAAGGUACAUGUUCACCUUACCUUUUUUAUAUUACAGUAUAUAUAGUACACCUUUUGUUACCAAAUAGAUUGUUCCUCUUGGCGCCCACUCUGAGCGUUUGCUCUGAAGUACAUUCAGUUCCAUGGCUGACCAGGCCUGGUUAAUCUAAGUACCACACUUUCCCAGGUUCUUUGCCUUUGGUUUUUGUGUGGCCUGAGGCUGGAACCAUUUUUAAGCUGAAGUAACUUUCCAUGAGUGGAAGUGGUUUGGAUUUCAGCUAGUCAAAUCUUGUAAAGGCCUGCAUCUUUUUUUUUUUUUUUUCCAGAUUAUAUGAAGUCUGCAAAAGCUUUAAAAAAAAUGCCUCUGCCUUGCCUGCAGUGCAUGCAGUGUGCGCUAGCUUCGUGUCUGUUCUCGGCCGCUGCUGUUAGUCAUUCCAGUGUUUUCCUGUUGCCGUUGUUUCAAUGUAUUUAUAGUGGCCAUUCAAGAAGCUCUAGCACUGACAUGACAUUCAGUGUGGCCAUGCUAUCGUCAGUGAGGGAAUGGCACAUUCCCUGUUGGUGUUCGACCCCUUUCUCAGACACAGACAUAUCUGGGUUCCAGGAUUUGUUCAGGUUUCUCUUUCUCUCCUGCUCUUGUACAUAACUUGUAUUAUGUGUGUGUAAGUUAAACAUUUUAUUUUGAGUUUGAAAUCUUCCCCGUGAUUUCAUUCAGCAGGCUGCCUCCUGGCUUGUUGACAAAUGCUGGGAGGAGUGUUUGCUGCCCACAGGUAGAUGAGGGGCGGGGGUAGGGAGGGUUUUAUUGUAUGAUGAGGAAAGAAAAUCUCAGCAAAAGUUUUUUUAUUAUCUCUACUUUUUGUUGUUUUUAUUUUUUGUAGCCUAGGCCAAAACAUCGUCAUAAUCUUAAAACAUGCCUUUCUAGAUGAUGAGCUAAAAUAGCUGGGAGCCAGUACAAUACUACAGAAUCAGCUGAAGAUGAUGAAAACAUAACUUAUCUCUUGUCCUGGCCCCCUGUACUGAGCAUCUCCACACCUGUACUCCCCGGGUCCACAAAUUCCCGUUUCUUUUCCAUCCAGGCCAGAUCCGGGCCCUCUAAGGGUGCUGGUCUCUCAGGUCCCCUGCCGUUCUGCAUUGCUCCCAUUGCUGGACUCUGAUGACGCCUUUGGUUCCUUAGACAUUGCCGCCGACUCGUUGGGCGUUUAGGACAGGAACCUCCUGUGUCAGGUUGUAGGGCACCGUCUAGGAAAUACAAUCAUCCUCUUUGAGUAAAAACUACCUCUAGACUGCGGUAAGCUUUUACUGUCCCAUAGGUACCUGAGGAAUGCAACUCCAUGUACCUUAAGAUUGCAAAUCUGUCAUGCCCUACAGUGGUUCCUGAUGGAGCGCUAGCCUAUCUUGAUAUUGCCAUCCAUCUCUAUGUUGUUGUUAGGUGCCGCGGAGAUGGUCUCCCCCCCAGUGACCCUAUAACCAGCAGCACAAAACAAUGCCCGGUCCUGUCAUAGCCUCACAGAUAGUGUUAUCUGUAAGUCCAUGGUUGUAGUCACUGUAUCGAUCUGUUUAAUUGAGAGUUACGCCUCCCUUUCACCAGCCCUCUACCAAGCAUGAUGUCGUUAACUAGGGACUGGCCUCUCCUGGUAAUGUGUCCAGCUAUAGACUUAAAAACAAAACCAUGAUUAGUGCACCUUUGGUUGUUUUUUUUUAUGUCAGCUUGGUUUUUGUUUUUUUUAUAUCAGCUUUGCUAUCUCGUUCAUUCACUGUUUUGCUCAAACCCUGCCACUGCCAUGCAAUUUCUACCAUCUUUACCUGUUUCUGUAGUUUUCAGGUGAAAUUCAUCUGUGAAACAAGGAGGUAGUUCAUUCAAUAUUAUCGUAGUUUUCUCAUCCGGAGCCUUGACAAGUACCCCUCCCCUGCCCUCCUCUCCCCUCCCCUCCCUUCCCCUGAUGCUUCAGUCAACCCCUUAGCCUUCUCUUUUCAAAUCUACUCUAGUCACUAGCUUCUCUUGAAUCUACUAACCCUGCCUCACACCUCAGCGCUAUGUCCGGAUCAAGGGCAGAACUCGUGGCCUUAUCUUUGUUUUCGCGGUGCACUGCUUCUCCAGGCUCGGCGCAUGGUGCAUUUUGUUCAGAGCGUGGACCUGCUUUCAGUGCUGCUUGACUUUGAAGGGGCCACAAGUUUCCUCCACGUCUUUGGUUUGGUGUUUAGUUAAAAAAUUAUAUUAAAUUCACCAAUAGCAAGAUAGGAGAUGCUUUUGAAAGAACAAGCUAGGCCAUUCCAGGCUUUGCAGCUCAGAGUAAUUUUUGCAAGUUUGUGGCUUUAUGAAAGUGAACUUUUAUUUCAUGUCAGUAUCCUGUUUUCCAAUGAGAUCACUGAAGUAUUAGUUUGCGCAUCCUUUCCUGGUUUUGUCUGAAAGUCCAAGAAUGUGCUUUGGGCAUUUGCCCCAACUGUCUUAUAAAAUGCCAUCUACAUACUGCAAACAAGAGAGUGAAAUGAUUUAUCUGGUCUAGCUUAUUCUUUCUCAGUUUGUUUGUUUGUUUUAGUCAGUCAGCUGCUUUAAAAGAAACAAAACCUGUUCUCUGGAUUUGUGGGUUCUUUUCUCCCCUCCCAGUCCUGCCCUGGCUUGAGCGGCUGGCUGUUGGCACAUCGGUGACUGUGCCCGUUAACGUGCGGGCGCUGCUUCCUAACCUGUGUCUGAAAGCCUCCUGACUAUGCAAUGUCUAGACAUAGGCGCAUGGACGCAGAGCCGGUGACCCAGUGGUCUUCUUUAGCUUUUCCUUGGGCUGCCUCUGCAGAUGGAGACGGCAGGUGGAAGUCUCUGGAUAGAUGGAGGCUGGGUGGAGACAGACCCUUUCUAUUUUGUGUGAUUUCUAAGUUGAACACUAGCAUCGUACCUGCUGCUGACUUUCUUCUUAUGCCUUUGCCAACGCACGGUACCCCGCUCCCCCCAAUAUGCUUAUGAACUCAAUAGCUCACUUCAUAGACUUUUUUUUUUUUUUUUUACAAUUGGUGUGUUUUGUUUUCUUCUUAAGUUUUAGGGAUCUUUCCCACCCACCCAUUUAAACUGGUUUCAUCUGAGCCCACCUGGAUAAUUCCCAAUGCCUUAUUAUUAUUGAGAACAAAGAGAAGUAACUAUUCUUGUUUAACUAGAUAAUCAACAGGGCCUUUCUCUUUUCAAAUCAGAAUGCUAUUCCAGGCUGUCUGAAGCAGCGGGGUCUCUGUCGCUCUCUGUGCCAGACUUGUGAUUCUGUUUUCAAGCACUGAAACGUGGAGUGGAUGGUUAGAAACAAUAAUAUAUUAGGGUUUCUAGUUAACACUUUCAGGACUGAACAGUGUCUCCUCUUAAUAUCUCCCCCCUCCCUCCCUUUCCCCGAUGUGAUCAAUGUUCACCAGCAUUCAGUGCUGUGCUGGCCCAGGCAUGGGUUUAUCUGCUCGUUUUUUGCUUAUUUAUAAUAAUAAUAAGCUUAUUUCUUAUAACCUUGCAGCAUGCUCUAUGCAUUCAGUCCUUAAGGGGUUUAUUUUGCAGACUGUGCGCCUGUAAGGUUUAUUAGCAAUAAGAUAGAAAAUGGAGCAAUUUAUACCAUAAUUUUGUAGGAAAAAUAAAAAUAAAAAAAAGAACAUCUGCCCAGCCCCAUAUUUCAUCUAUGAGAAACCUGCAAUACAGGCAGUUCUGAGGAAUAAAUAAAAAUGAACUGUAAACCGUU
Molecule: messenger RNA, 5685 nt
Organism: Echinops telfairi (small Madagascar hedgehog)
Lineage: Eukaryota; Metazoa; Chordata; Mammalia; Afrosoricida; Tenrecidae
Gene: RBPJ
Product: recombination signal binding protein for immunoglobulin kappa J region
Exons: 11
Coding region: 149-1609 (486 amino acids)
Biological process (GO): regulation of transcription by RNA polymerase II; Notch signaling pathway
Cellular component (GO): MAML1-RBP-Jkappa- ICN1 complex; nucleus
Molecular function (GO): RNA polymerase II cis-regulatory region sequence-specific DNA binding; DNA-binding transcription activator activity, RNA polymerase II-specific
Source: RefSeq, a predicted model, not a curated record